Bemisia tabaci is the source of this 875-nucleotide messenger RNA. The record is from RefSeq and is a predicted model, not a curated record. NCBI's taxonomy places the organism in Eukaryota, Metazoa, Arthropoda, Insecta, Hemiptera, Aleyrodidae.
CAUUAUCAUGCACCACUUGGCACUAGCAUCACCCACCACUCAUCGCUCAUUAGCACCGGUCUAAAUAUACGCUGGACUACACCAGCCCUCAGGCUGGACCAUCGCAUAUUUAAGCCCGAUGCAACUGAUCGAUGGGGACUUAUCCCAUCUCAACUUAUCUCGUGUCACCUUCGGAUUUCCACAGAGUCACUCUUGCAUCCCCUGUGUGGCCGCGCCGAGGUUGUUCGGAGUUCCGUUGCACUUGCACUCUGUGUUUCCUCACUCCAUUCCCUUUUUUAGCGUUGCCGACCCUUUUCCCAGGGCCCGCAUCACAACUGGUGGCAGCGGCGUUUCGCUACCAACGCCCCCGAUCUUUUCUCCCGUCGAGAAAAAACCCCGAUCUCUUCUCCCGUCGAGAAGAAUCCUGAUUCUUUCUCCCAUUGAGAGGAAUCUCGAGAGUCCCGACUCUCAAAGAAAAAAUUCUGAAAAAGACCAGUGCGCAGGUCUCUGAAUUUUUUCCCGUGCAGCGAUCUGAAGAUACCAUGGCAGCCAGCGGAUUUCAAGGGAAUGACUUGGACAAACCCCUAUUUGACGGGAUCUCCGAGCAUUUGCAAAGGGAAGAUAGAAUUAACUUCCAUUAUGCACUUAGGAGAGAACGCUACCUUAACUUUAUGAAACUUGACCAAUACCAUGUCGAGUACUCUCUCCUGCCCAAGGAUUUUAUAAGCAGGUUUAAAAACAAACUAGAUUGGGACAUUUUAUCGGUUUUCUACCCUUUCACAGCAGAAGAAAUCAGAAAAUACAAAAAAUUUAUUAAUUUCUGCCUCUACGUCAGAUUUCAACGAUUAAAAACCCGUGAAGUACAAAGAUAUAUGUAUUACUACGACGACUGGUAA